Molecule: messenger RNA, 1055 nt
Organism: Salvia hispanica
Lineage: Eukaryota; Viridiplantae; Streptophyta; Magnoliopsida; Lamiales; Lamiaceae
Source: RefSeq, a predicted model, not a curated record
ACUAUAAACUGCAAUUUUUAUGAUUUGAUUGAGUAGCUCCAUCUCUUUGAUCUUAGAACCCUAGAAUUGUAAAACUUCGUGCUCUGUAUUGGAUCGGAUACACGGUAGAGAGAAGGAUUUCUUCUUGGUUGGGGGCGCAACAUGUCAGCUGUUGUACGCGGAAAGCGAUCAAACUUCUUCGAGGAAUCGCCGCCAGUUUCCAAGAGAAUCCGCUAUUUUCUUCGUAUCCACGCCGAGCUUUCUCCGCCGCUCGGGUUUGCUGCUUCUCCAAUUCGUCCGCGCAGCUCGAUCAUCUUGUCGCUCUUUUUCCCGAUAUGGAUAGACAGUUUCUUGGGAAAGCAUUUAAAGAAUCUGGUGAUGAAAUGGAUUCAGCAAUUAAAAGACUAAAUGAGCUUAAGGUGUAGUUGCAAAUAGCCAGAGUGCUGCUGCAAGAGGGGAAUCAUCUCGUGGAAGCAGUUUGCCUGUCAACGGUGCAGAGUGGGUGGAGCUCUUGGUGGGACAAGUGAUGAAUGCGUCACAUAUAGAGCAGGCUAGGGAACGUGUGGCGCAAGCCCUCGAGUCACUACAGAAGUCCAUUUGUGAGAAUGUAAUUAUAGGUGUUCAGAGCCUUCAGAAGGAGAACCUACUGCAAAAGCAGCAGCAGCUGGAAAAGCUCCUUGAUGAGAAAACUAUUUUGAAGCAGGCAGUUUCUGUUCAGCACGAGCGACAGGAGGAGUUUGAGGAAAUGGGCCAGGAGAUGCUGAGGCUGAAGCAACUGGUAGUUCAAUACCAGGAGCAAGUUAGAACUCUUGAGGCUAACAACUAUGUUUUGACGAUGCACCUGAGGCAGGCUGAGCAAAAUAACUCAAUCCCUGGGCGUUUUAAACCAGAUGUGUUUUAGCUAAUAAAACGGUUAGACUCAUCUGGCUCGAUCAUAGGGUUCGAAUGUAUUUAUUGAACUUCGCUAAAGGGUUAGAAUCACCUUGGAUAAGUAUGUGUGAUAUGCGUAUGAAUUUUAACUCAAUGUGUGAUCUGAAAUUCUUUCGCAGUUGGAAAUCUUAGUAGUUCUGUGUUCA